GAGCCGCGCGGAGUCUGGGUCGGCGCGACAUGUAUGAGGGGAAAAAGACGAAGAACAUGUUUCUGACCCGGGCGCUAGAGAAGAUUUUGGCUGACAAGGAGGUGAAGAAGGCUCAUCACUCCCAGCUCCGCAAAGCCUGCGAGGUGGCACUAGAUGAAAUCAAAUCCGAGACUGAAAAACAAAGUCCUCCCCAUGGAGAAGCAAAGGCUGUUUCUGGAACUUUACCACCUGUCAAAUCAAAGGCAAAUUUUAUUGAAGCCGACAAGUACUUUCUGCCUUUUGAGUUGGCAUGCCAGUCGAAAUGUCCUCGAAUCGUCAGUACAUCCCUGGACUGUUUACAGAAAUUAAUUGCCUAUGGGCACCUUACUGGUAAUGCUCCAGAUAGUACAACACCUGGCAAGAAACUAAUUGAUCGAAUCAUCGAAACUAUAUGUGGCUGUUUUCAAGGCCCACAAACAGAUGAAGGGGUUCAGCUACAGAUUAUUAAGGCUUUGUUAACUGCAGUAACAUCUCAGCACAUAGAAAUUCAUGAAGGAACCGUGUUGCAGGCUGUCAGAACAUGCUACAAUAUUUAUUUGGCCAGCAAAAACUUAAUAAAUCAAACAACAGCCAAGGCAACAUUAACGCAGAUGUUGAAUGUCAUAUUUGCAAGAAUGGAAAAUCAAGCACUUCAGGAAGUUAAACAGAUGGAAAAAGAGAGACAUCGGCAGCAGCAACUCCAACAGUCGCCUGUGAACCAGCACGAACCUCAAUCUCCGCAGCUGAGUCGAUUGGAAGAACAGCCUGCUCUCGAACUGGAACAGGAACCUGAAGUGGAAUCAAAUCAUUCCAAUGAGGUGGACAAACGCAUCCGGGAAGAUGUCGAACCAGAAAAUGGGGCGGACAUUUGUAAUACAGAAAAUGAACAAACGGAAGUUGACCAGGCCACAGCAGCUGAAAGUUUUCCAAAAGGGAAUGCAGGUGGCAGUGAUGGGGAGGGUCUUGAAUAUGAGGAAAAUACACAUGCAAUUGUACAGAGCAUUCUACAAGAAUUGGUGACCACUGUUGUUGGAGGACCUCUUCCCACCACACAUCUAGGCGGGUGGGACGAUGCGGGCUGUGGACUCCUCCACAACCAUCCUCAAUGCUGCGGUGAUUGGCCAAUAAUAAGUGCAAUUGAAGGAGAGAAACCUGAUGGGAAUGGAUGUGCUGAAAGCACAACGAGCACUGUGGAGGAUGAAACUGUGGGUGUCAGUGAUACAGAAAAUGUUCAUUCAAAUGGAAUACCAGGGACACCAAUAUCUGUGUCAUACACCCCAUCGUUACCUGAUGACAGAUUGUCGGUUUCUUCCAGUGAUACUCAGGAAUCUGGAGUCACUUCAGGAGGUCCUACUAGUGCUAAAUUCUCCCACAUUCUACAGAAGGAUGCUUUUCUGGUCUUUAGAUCACUGUGUAAACUUUCCAUGAAACCACUCUCUGACGGCCCUCCAGAUCCAAAAUCUCACGAACUACGGUCAAAGAUCCUUUCAUUGCAACUACUUCUAUCAAUUCUGCAGAAUGCUGGACCCAUCUUUCGAACAAAUGAGAUGUUCAUUAAUGCAAUAAAACAGUAUCUUUGUGUAGCAUUAUCAAAAAAUGGUGUCUCCUCAGUACCAGAAGUGUUUGAGCUUUCACUUUCCAUCUUCCUCACUCUACUCUCCAACUUUAAGACUCAUCUUAAGAUGCAGAUUGAGGUGUUCUUCAAGGAAAUUUUUCUUUAUAUUUUGGAGACGUCUACAAGUUCAUUCGAUCAUAAAUGGAUGGUAAUUCAGACUCUGACCAGAAUAUGUGCAGAUGCUCAAAGUGUGGUGGACAUUUAUGUAAAUUACGAUUGUGACUUAAAUGCUGCCAACAUCUUUGAGAGACUGGUUAACGAUCUGUCCAAGAUCGCGCAAGGACGGGGCAGCCAUGAGCUGGGGAUGACGUCUGUGCAGGAACUUAGUCUGAGGAAAAAGGGUUUGGAAUGCUUGGUAUCAAUUUUGAAGUGUAUGGUGGAGUGGAGUAGAGACCUGUACGUGAAUCCAAACUCUCAGACCAGUCUUGGACAAGAAAAAACUUCAGAGCAAGACAACAAUGAAAACAAGCAUCCCGAAACAAUAAACCGAUAUGGGAGUAUAAAUUCCUUGGAUUCUACAGCAUCGUCAGGGAUUGGCAGCUAUAGUACUCAGACAUCCGGUGCAGACAACCCCGAACAAUACGAGGUUUUGAAGCAGCAAAAAGAAAUCAUCGAACAAGGAAUUGAGUUAUUUAAUAAGAAACCAAAGAAGGGUAUACAGUACCUACAGGAGCAAGGGAUGCUUGGCACGACACCUGAGGAUAUUGCCCAAUUUCUACAUCAGGAAGAAAGAUUAGACACGACACAAGUAGGGGAGUUUGUUGGAGAUAAUGACAAGUUUAAUAAAGAAGUCAUGUAUGCCUAUGUGGACCAGUUGGACUUUUCAUCAAAAGAUUUUGUCUCGGCUCUCCGUAUGUUCCUGGAGGGCUUCCGCCUACCAGGAGAAGCUCAAAAAAUUGAUCGAUUGAUGGAGAAAUUUGCUGCUAGAUACCUCGAGUGUAACCAAGGACAAACACUUUUUGCCAGUGCAGACACAGCUUAUGUACUGGCAUAUUCAAUAAUCAUGCUAACCACCGAUCUUCACAGUUCACAGGUUAAGAACAAAAUGACAAAAGAACAGUAUAUUAAGAUGAACAGAGGAAUCAAUGAUAGUAAAGAUCUGCCUGAAGAGUAUCUAUCGGCUAUCUACGAUGAAAUAGCAGGAAAGAAAAUUUCAAUGAAGGAGACAAAAGAGUUAGCAAUUAAAUCUUCUAAGCACAAUGUAGCCAGUGAGAAACAGCGCAGACUUUUAUAUAACCUGGAGAUGGAGCAAAUGGCGAAAACCGCUAAAGCCCUCAUGGAGGCUGUAAGCCAUGUACAGGCACCUUUUACCAGUGCUACACACUUGGAUCAUGUUAGGCCAAUGUUUAAAUUGGCUUGGACACCCUUUUUGGCAGCUUUCAGUGUGGGAUUGCAAGACUGUGAUGACACAGACGUGGCCUUUCUCUGUCUGGAGGGCAUACGCUGUGCUAUCCGGACAGCCUGUAUCUUCAAUAUUCAGCUUGAAAGAGAUGCCUAUGUCCAGGCUCUAGCCCGAUUUACUUUACUGACAGCCAGUUCGGGCAUCACUGAAAUGAAACAAAAGAACAUUGAUACCAUCAAAACCCUCAUCACCGUGGCUCACACAGAUGGCAACUACCUGGGAAAUUCAUGGCAUGAGAUUCUAAAAUGCAUCAGUCAGCUGGAACUAGCGCAGUUAAUAGGGACUGGAGUAAAGGCACGGUACAUCUCAGGCACGGUACGAGGCAGAGAAGGAUCUAUUGGUGGUUCCAGAGAUCAGGGAGCUGACGAGUUUUUGGGUCUGGGACUUGGCACACUGGUUGGUGGGACUGUUGACCGAAAGCAAAUAGCCAGUAUCCAGGAAUCCAUUGGUGAGACCAGCUCUCAGAGUGUUGUUGUUGCUGUUGACAGAAUCUUUACCGGAUCAACACGGUUGGAUGGAAAUGCUAUUGUGGAUUUUGUGCGAUGGCUUUGUGCUGUGUCCAUGGAUGAAUUAGCCUCACAAACACAUCCACGAAUGUUCAGCCUUCAGAAAAUAGUUGAGAUAUCAUAUUACAACAUGGGUCGAAUCCGGCUGCAGUGGUCUCGAAUAUGGGAAGUUAUUGGUGACCAUUUUAAUAAGGUUGGCUGCAAUCCCAAUGAAGAUGUUGCCAUUUUUGCUGUGGACUCUCUGAGACAGUUGUCAAUGAAGUUCUUAGAGAAGGGAGAACUUGCUAACUUCAGGUUCCAGAAGGAUUUCUUACGACCAUUUGAACACAUCAUCAAAAAGAAUAGAUCCCCAACAAUUCGAGACAUGGUGGUUCGUUGCAUAGCACAAAUGGUUAACUCGCAGGCUGGAAACAUUCGUUCUGGCUGGAAGAAUAUUUUCUCAGUUUUCCAUUUAGCUGCUUCAGACCAGGAUGAGAGUAUAGUGGAGCUGGCAUUCCAAACUACAGGUCACAUUGUCAUGAAUGUAUUUGCAAAGCACUUUCCAGCUACAAUAGACUCCUUUCAGGAUGCAGUGAAAUGUUUAUCGGAGUUUGCCUGCAAUGCUGCUUUCCCUGACACAAGCAUGGAAGCAAUCCGGCUCAUUCGCCAUUGUGCAAAAUAUGUGUCUGAGAGACCACAGGCAUUUAAAGAAUAUACCAGCGAUGAUAUGAAUGUAGCUGCUGAAGACAGAGUAUGGGUGAGAGGGUGGUUCCCAAUUCUGUUCGAGUUGUCGUGCAUAAUUAACAGAUGCAAAUUAGAUGUAAGAACUAGGGGUUUAACAGUGAUGUUUGAAUUAAUGAAAACUUAUGGUCACACUUACGAAAAACAUUGGUGGCAAGAUCUGUUCAGGAUUGUUUUUAGAAUCUUUGACAAUAUGAAGCUGCCAGAGCAACAAACCGAGAAAGCUGAAUGGAUGACAACUACCUGCAACCAUGCACUUUACGCUAUUUGCGAUGUGUUUACUCAGUACUUCGAAGUGCUCAGUGAUAUCCUUUUAGAUGAUAUAUUUGCACAAUUAUACUGGUGUGUGCAGCAAGAUAAUGAACAGCUAGCUCGAUCCGGUACUAACUGUCUGGAGAAUGUUGUCAUUCUGAAUGGGGAGAAGUUUUUGCCAGAAACAUGGGACAAAACGUGUAACUGCAUGUUAGACAUUUUCAAGACCACUAUUCCUCAUGUAUUGUUGUCAUGGCGACCACAGAAUUCUGAAGGUGAAGCAGCAUUGCAGAAUGAUGCUGGACAAAAACAGCUGGAUGCUAUUUCUCAGAAGUCGGUGGAUAUCCUGAGUCGGACUGAUGACCAGCAGUCUGUGACCAGUGCAGAGAAGAAUGCUUCAGAGUGGCGGCAAAGUCAGUUCAGUUUGGGUUCUAAUACCAGUGACGAUGCUGCUAAAGCCAGGACACCAACCAGAGUACCAGCGCAGAAGUUGUUUGCUGCACUUCUUAUUAAAUGUGUGGUCCAACUAGAGUUAAUUCAAACUAUCGACAAUAUUGUGUUCUUCCCAGCAACCAGCAAAAGGGAGGAUGCAGAGAAUCUGGCUGCUGCUCAGAAAGACGCAAUAGAGGUCGAUGUGCAUGUUGAAAAGCAAGACCAGGGAAUGUAUCACUAUCUGACUUCCCAACAGCUCUUCAAACUGCUGGACUGCCUGCUGGAGUCCCAUCGAUUUGCAAAGUCCUUUAAUUCCAACAAUGAACAGAGAACUGCACUGUGGAAGGCAGGGUUCAAAGGCAAAUCAAAGCCCAAUCUUCUGAAACAAGAGACUAGCAGCCUUGCUUGUGGCCUGCGCAUUUUGUUCCGUAUGUACAUGGAUAAAAACCGCAGUGACGCUUGGGUAGAAGUUCAGCAGCGAUUACUUAAUGUUUGCAGUGAAGCUCUCAGCUACUUCCUGACACUUACCUCAGAAAGUCACCGGGAGGCCUGGACGAACCUUCUACUUCUCUUCUUAACUAAAGUUCUUAAAAUAAGUGACGAAAGGUUCAAGGCCCAUGCAUCAAGGUACUACCCGUUUCUGUGUGAAAUUAUGCAAUUUGAUCUGAUUCCUGAAUUGCGAGCUGUCCUACGCAAAUUUUAUCUCCGUAUUGGCAUAGUCUUUAAAAUAUCCCAUCCCUUAGACCAAGAGCAUGGAUCAACCAAGCAGUAACCUUGACUGAGAUCUUAGCUAGACCAGUCUGUCCAUAUGUUUGCUGAAAAGGACAAGGCCUCGUUUGACUAUCUCUUCCUGCCUCAAUCCCUCCUUGAUUUUUCUGUAAAGGAUGGUGCUUAACUCUGUUGGUUUCUAAAUGCCUAAAAGAUACAGAUGAGUGAACUGUAAUCAAAGCUUAAACUGCUCUAUUCCAUUGCAUUAAUUAUCUGAAGGAUGCAAGGUACAGACAUGCGAAGCGUGGAGUCAGCUCUUCACAAUUUUGAUGUUCACACUUUGAGAAUGCAGUGUGGAGAAGUGCACUGACUCAGACUUGAAACAUGGACAGGAAGCAGUGCCUAUUGUACAGGGGAGAAAAUAUUUAAAUGAGUCCUGUGGUUUAAACUUCUGGCAUCAGAAGUGUUUGACAGUGACUAAUAUAUGUGCUCUAAGGGAACUAUAAUCUUGUAGUAUCUUUAUCAUCUUACAGGCAGGAUGAAAGGCAUAAUUGACAUUUCAUUUCUACAAUUACUAGCAAAGAUCAGUGAACAUUGUCCAGUAACUUUUUUUUGCACAGCUCAAUGACCAUCUUUCUGUAAAAUCUGUUGUACAGACACCAAUCUGUAAAGUACACAACACUAUAUAGUUCUUCCAGAUGUUUCUUUUAUUUCAUAUUUUAUGUUGUUGAUUUGCUGAUGUCGCAUAAAUGUUAUUGUUCAUUGUAUGCACUGGGGAUUAUUUUUCUUUGGCUUUGUGAAUUUUUUUAAAAAAUUCUCUUGAAUGUUGCUCAAUGCAGUUGUAUUGGAAUCGAAGGAGGUGAUGGUUAAUAGAGCAAGGAGGCACUAAGGACAUUAUCAUUGGUGCAAUUAACAGAAUGGUUACCCUGUCAGAGCUGUUUUUUUCUCUUACCUGCAUAUUACAGGCAAGGGCCUGUUUUAAAAAAAAUAUUGAUCCUCUCAACUGGAACUCGAAUCACUGCGGGCUGAUCUGAAGUGCAUCUGCACUGUCAUAAAACUGUCUCCAUGUUUGAUGUAGGUUCUGCUGUCUAUGUAUAAAAUUUGAUGUUAAAUUAAAUAUAUUAAAUAAUGAAUCAGUUGGGGCUUGGGAUGAUGAAAUGUACUGAAACCUAAUUAUUAAGAAGCUGUGAAUUGAGCUUUAAUGAUUAAAAGAUGAACACGACAGUUUCAAGCAUUCCUAGUCACUGUGGAUGUAGAAAAUAAAUAUUUGGAGGAGGUUGAAAUGUAUAUGGUACAGACAUGUAAAGUUUUCUAUGUAAAAAUAUGUACAACUUUCUGUACAAUAUUGGUUAUCAUCUGGCAUAUUCUAAUCAGGUCUUAGGUCAAUAAAGUUUUUGAACUCUC
Messenger RNA from Callorhinchus milii (elephant shark), 7057 nucleotides. RefSeq names its product ADP-ribosylation factor guanine nucleotide-exchange factor 1 (brefeldin A-inhibited) (gene arfgef1). The transcript is spliced from 40 exons. The record is from RefSeq and is a predicted model, not a curated record. Gene Ontology annotation, molecular function: guanyl-nucleotide exchange factor activity. Gene Ontology annotation, biological process: regulation of ARF protein signal transduction. Lineage: Eukaryota; Metazoa; Chordata; Chondrichthyes; Chimaeriformes; Callorhinchidae. Bases 30 to 5717 code for a protein of 1895 amino acids.